AUGGGCAGCUUGAUGGCCGGAUGCCUACUGGACGCUGGUAUCCAUUUGACUGUCCACGAUUUGCGAAGCUCGGCGGCGGAAUCAUUGCUGGAGCGCGGCGCAUCCUGGGCGGAUACGCCACGUCAGGCGGUUGACGGUUGCGGGAUGGUUUGGGCGUCGCUACCCGGCCCUGAUCAGGUGGUUUCGGCGUUGCUGGGCGACGAAACCGGUGCCCUCGUCGGCAUGGCGAAUGGCGCGGUGCUGGUGGACACCACCACCGACGAUCCCGACGUCGCCCGGCGCGUCGCCGCCACGUGUCGGCAGAACGGUGUGGCGAUGCUCGACGCGCCGGUCAGCGGCCGGCCGCCCAACAUGACCAUGAUGGUCGGUGGCGACCGAUCUGUUUUCGAUCAGGUUUUUGCCGAUCUUGAGAAAGUUGCGGCGCGAGUUUUUUAUGUCGGUGAAUCCGGCGCCGGAUGUGCGGCCAAGCUGGCAACGCAAUACAUGGGAUACACCAACCUGAUCGCGGCGAUACAGGGCAUGCUGAUUGGCAAGGCAGCCGGAAUCGAUCCGGCGGUGCUGGCUGAGAUAGUUCCAGUCAGCGCCGGCGCCAGUAGGGCUUUCAACGCCAUACCCAACGCCAUCCUCGAUGGUUCCUACCAGGCCGGCGGUACUCUGGACAUCGUGGCCAAAGACGUUGCGUUGGCGUGCGCCCUGGCCGCACGAUUGAACGUGCCAGCGACCACCGGCUCAGCGGCGGAUGCGCUGUAUCGGGCCGCUCAGGAACGUGGCUGGGGCAGCGAUGGCUACCCGGUGGUGGCCCGUAUCCUGGAGGAACUGGCGGGGCAGAGUUUGAACGAAAGUUAA
Geodia barretti is the source of this 846-nucleotide messenger RNA. NCBI's taxonomy places the organism in Eukaryota, Metazoa, Porifera, Demospongiae, Tetractinellida, Geodiidae. The record is from the annotation of a GenBank genome assembly.